ACUCACAAGAGACAGAGCCCAGCCAUGAGCAGAGGAGCGACCAAGGCUGCGGGCCGCACCCAGGAAAAUGUCUCCUCUGUCCUUCUUGUGCCACAGGAGAACCAGAAGGUGUUCCAACUGCUGGGGAGAAAGUGCAUGACACUGGCAACAACUGUGGUACAAUUAUACCUAGCACGAAGCAAUGACCAGUGGGUGAAGCACUGCUGUGGCGUUCUAUGUCUUGUGAAGGACAGCCCCAAACGUUCCUACUUCAUCCGGAUAUACAGUAUCACGGAAGAGAAGCUGAUUUGGGAACAGGAAGUAUACCAGCAGCUCGCCUACAACAAUCCUAGACCAUAUUUCCACACUUUUCCAGCAGAUGAAUGCCAGGCUGGUCUAAGUUUUGCAAAUGAAGAAGAAGCUAGCACAUUUCACUCUGUUGUCGAAGAGAAGUUACAGAAGAAGCACCACAGACAAGACAAACGCCAGAAUCUGCCACCACCUCCUCCAGUGUCAGAUGAAAGAAGAAGUACCUUACCCCUACCGCCGCCCCCUGGACCACUCUCCAAUGGUCCUCCAAGUCCUAUGCACCAAAUGCCCCCUCCCAGCAUGCCUGCCAUCAACAUCCAAAAUCCAGACAUCACUUCUGCCAGGUAUCGGGCCCUGCCUACUCCCUCUGACAAGUCCAAAAACAAAAAGGGCAAGAAGAAGUUCUCCAAAGCCGAUAUUGGUGCACCUAGUGGCUUCAAGCAUGUGAGCCAUGUUGGCUGGGAUCCCAAUAACGGUUUUGAUGUGAAUGCUCUGGACCCAGAACUGCGAAACCUCUUCUCUCAAGCAGGAAUCAGUGAUGCUCAACUGGAGGAUGCAGAAACAUCCAAAUUGAUCUAUGACUUUAUUGAGUCGCAUGGAGGAGUAGAAGCUGUGAAACAGGAGAUGAGGAUGGGAGAUACUCUCCCUCCACCUCCACCCUCCCGCAAUGCCCCACUGCCACCUCCACCAUCGCAAGGAAGGAGUAGAGCUGGUCCCUUGCCUCCCCCACCAACCAGAUCCAAUGUUCCCCCACCACCUCCUCCAUCUCGUAUCACUUCUCCUCCUCCUCCUUCUGGCUCACCGAGAGCACCUCCACCACCUAGAGGGAGUCCCGCUCCCGGUCCACCUCCUCCCCCUCCUCCACCACCUCCACCAGUAAUGCCACAGCCACAGAUCAGUGGUGGUCCUCCACCGCCGCCACCACCUACUGUAGGAAGUCCAGUUACACCACCCUCCACUCCAACUGGUAGAGGGGCUCUUUUGGACCAGAUAAGACAGGGGAAGAUGCUGAACAAGGUAACAGAACCGACGGAGGUCCCGUCCUCUCCUCUUUCGCAGUCUAGUUCUGAGGGCUUAGUAGGUGCUCUCAUGCACGUCAUGCAGAAAAGAAGCAAAGUGAUCCAUUCUUCCGAUGACGAUGAGGAUGAUCCAGGCGAGGACGAUGAUGAUGACGAAUGGGACGACUGA
Nanorana parkeri is the source of this 1476-nucleotide messenger RNA. It is a transcript of the gene WAS, whose product is annotated as Wiskott-Aldrich syndrome. NCBI's taxonomy places the organism in Eukaryota, Metazoa, Chordata, Amphibia, Anura, Dicroglossidae. Bases 25 to 1476 code for a protein of 483 amino acids. Gene Ontology annotation, cellular component: plasma membrane. Gene Ontology annotation, molecular function: actin binding; small GTPase binding. The transcript has 12 exons. Gene Ontology annotation, biological process: actin filament organization; regulation of Rho protein signal transduction. The record is from RefSeq and is a predicted model, not a curated record.